AUGUCCUCCAGCGAUGGGGAGCGCGGAGUGUCUCUCGGAGCCUGCGCCGCGUGCGUGGCGGCGAUCCUGGUGUUCCAGUACCUCGUGUCUGCUCGGCCACUAGACGCGGCGCAGAAUGGAGUCAAGCACCGCGGAGACCUGCACGUGCAGCGCAAGCUGCAGCAUGUGGGGACGGGGGCCAUGAUCUACGCGGCUUCGAGCUUCUUCGGUCGACUGGCGGGCGCCACGGUGCUGCUCUUCUUCGCCGUGCUGUUCUACGGGCUGCACGAGUUGAGGGGGCGCAGUGAGGCGGUGAAUACGCUGUACAUCAAGCGUUUUCGCUCUAUCAUGCGGCAGUACGAGGUGUCCAGGGCGGCGCUGCCUGGGGCCUACUACUUCUUACUGGGCUCGGGCUUCUCGCUCGCUCUGUUUCCCCCUCGAGUCGCAAGACUCGCGAUUCUUCACCUGUCGGUGGGGGAUCCUGCGGCUGCGUUCUUCGGGACGCUGUACGGCCGACACAAGCUGGUGGCGUUGCUAGGGACGCUCGGAGGCAAGAAGUCGCUGGAGGGAUCCAUUGGCUGCUUCUGCGUCACUGCUGCAGCCACAUCUACAGCGUUGAUGGUGGAGAGGGACUUCUACUUCGACGUGGUGGACGAUGAGUUUGGAGCUGUGGCAGGAACGAUCACUCUGGCGGCAGGAGUGAGUGCUGCCGCUGCCGAGCUGCUGGACAUCGGCGGGUGGGACGACAACUUGACCCUGCCAUUGCUCUCAGGUGUCUUCUUGCAGCUCACAGUCGGUGGCUUGCUCUGA
Molecule: messenger RNA, 789 nt
Organism: Phytophthora sojae
Lineage: Eukaryota; Oomycota; Peronosporomycetes; Peronosporales; Peronosporaceae
Exons: 2
Coding region: 1-789 (262 amino acids)
Biological process (GO): phosphatidic acid biosynthetic process
Cellular component (GO): endoplasmic reticulum membrane
Molecular function (GO): ATP-dependent diacylglycerol kinase activity
Source: RefSeq, a predicted model, not a curated record